This is a messenger RNA of Dendrobium catenatum, 942 nucleotides long. RefSeq names its product reticulon-like protein B12. The coding region runs from base 97 to 711 and encodes 204 amino acids. The transcript is spliced from 4 exons. The record is from RefSeq and is a predicted model, not a curated record. Lineage: Eukaryota; Viridiplantae; Streptophyta; Magnoliopsida; Asparagales; Orchidaceae.
ACCUCACCUGUCGCCAUUCUCACCAUUGUCAAAGCCCUUACCUUCUUUGCUUUUCUACAUCUCGCACCCAUCGGCGCUUUUUUCCGGCUUCUUUAGAUGGGAUCUUGGAAGCGGAGAAGUGUUCAUGAGAUGCUCGGCGGCGGACUGCUUGCUGAUGUGAUUAUGUGGAGAAGAAGGAGUAUUACGAUUGGAAUAUUACUUGGAACCUUUGCGGCUUGGGUGAUAUUUGAAUUGUCUAGAUAUACUCUGGUGUCACUUGUUUCAAGGGUUUUGUUGUUACUGCUGACUAUACUUUUUGUGUGGGCGAAAGCAGCGGGGGUUCUCAACAGGCCACCUCCACCUUUACCAGAGUUACAUAUUACCGAAGAGGCUACAAAUCAGGCAGCUGACUUCGUUCGAACCAAGAUAAACAUUAUACUUUCUGCUUCCCGUGAUAUCGCACUUGGCAGAGAUUCAAACCUUUUCUAUAAGGUUGCGGCAUGUCUAUGGCUAAUUUCUAUUGUCAGCAGUUGGACUGAUUUUCUUACCUUAGCGUACACCAGUCUCGCUGUUGUUUUGACAAUCCCUGUACUAUAUGAGAAGUAUGAAGAUGUAAUCGACAAAUUUCUACUCUUAGCCUAUGUAAAGCUCAAGCUUCUAUGUGAGAAAUUGGAUGAAGAUUGUUUGAGAAAGGUAAAGAAAUGGAUUCUGGAGAAUAGGAAAUUAAGCUGAAGCCACUUUCAUUCCCUUCGUUAUAUGGAGAGCGAACAGUAACUUCAUUUGGUUUUCCCAUAAUUUUGACAGUGAGGCUUUUCUCUUUUCUGUGCAUCUGGAAUGAAGUUUUCUUCCAGUUCUGCUUGGCACAGUUGUGCUGCUAUGUGCUUUUACGUUGUUGUAUGUAAUAAAUUCAUCAGAGAAAGAGUUCUUAUAAUUUGAUACAAGUGCCCAUAAAGGGUACAUUUA